UGGCCGGUCCCAGCAGCCGCUGAAGGCUCGGCGGCAAGUCCCCGAAGCCAGGGCAGCGCUCCUCCUUCGCGGAGGGCAGUCUCUGUGCCCCGCUGCCGCAUGGCUGAAGGUGCUGACUGUCCGCGUCGCCCCGCCGCGGGCAAGUGCGAGGCGAGCGCUACUGGAGUGGCGAGAGCCCGCUGGCGGCUGCUCGGGCAGGUUCUGAAGAAAAAGCACUUGAAAGACUUGCAUCUUCAACAAGUGUCUGUAAGAAGGUUUGCAUCAUUCAAUCUAUUUUCAGUAGAAGACCAGAAUACAGAAGAGGAAACCGGAACAUGGGUUCAGUAUAGAAGCAUCUUUUAUCCUGAGUAUAGUGUGUCCUUAAGAUUUCACAACAGAGAGUUAAAUGUUAAAGAUGUUCUUACAAGUUUUGACAACACAGGGAAUGUCUGUCUCUGGCCAUCUGAAGAAGUGCUGGCUUACUACUGCCUAAAGCACAGUGAAAUAUUCAGGGACCUUGCUGUGUGUGAGCUAGGGGGUGGCAUGACAUGCUUGGCUGGGCUCAUGGUUGCUAUUUCUGCAGAUGUCAAAGAAGUUCUGUUAACUGAUGGAAAUGAAAAGGCCAUCAAAAAUGUAAGUGAGAUCGUCACAAGAAACCAAAAUGCAGGAGUAUUUAAGGCUCAGAAAGUUUCAAGCUGCAUUUUACGAUGGGAUAAUGAGACAGAUGUCUCUCAACUGGAAGGACAUUUUGACAUUGUUAUGUGUGCUGACUGCCUGUUUCUGGACCGGUACAGAGCUAGCCUUGUUGAUGCAAUAAAGAGAUUACUCCAGCCCAGUGGGAAAGCAAUGGUAUUUGCUCCACUCCGAGGGAAUACUUUAAACCAGUUUUGCAAUCUAGCUGAAAAAGCUGGUUUCUCUAUCCAAAGACAUGAGAAUUAUGAUGAACACAUUUCGAACUUCCACUCCAAGUUGAAAAAUGAAGAAAAAGAUACAUACGAGGAAAACCUCCAUUACCCUUUGCUCCUCGUUCUAACCAAACACAGAUAGAAGAUGACACUUUCAUUUGCUCGUUUUAAGGUGGACCACUGAAAAUUAACACAUGUAUGUGGAUGGCCAGGGAAUAGGCUUUCCCCUCUUUUUCUCCUGAGUCAUCAUUAGAGAAAUACUUCUAAUUAAAAUGCUGAGGAAGGUACCAUGGCUUGUUUCACACUGUGUAAACUUUGGAAUGUAUUUUUUUCAUAUCAUUUUAGAACUUGGUUUUGCAAUGAUUUUCCAGACUAAAACCAGUCAGCCUUCACAUGUGUGCAGUAACAAAGGUGUAAAGCUGGCUUCCUUCUCUUUUGUGAUGUAAACAUGCCUGUACUUUAGUAACCUCUUUAAAUGUUAUUUUUUGGGGUGUAUUCCAAAAUAUGUGAAUAAUAUACUUUGUGUGGUUAUAUGAUUGGUUGUAAAUUAGUAAAUGCGUUCACAUUUAAUUAGUAAGGAACCAGUUGUCUUAAGAGCUUCUGAAAGUGCACCUAUUGAAUGUUUAGAUUUUUCUGCCUGUUUUUUUUUUUUAAUUCUGUUUGUUUUUUCUCUCUGUGAAUGAAAUGUUCUCAUUUCCUUCAAUGUUGAAGCUUUUUUUCCCCAUAUAUGUGUGUAUGUAUGAUUUUUUCCAGCAGGACUUUUCCUCCUGUAGAUGUCUAAGGAAUUAUGCAUCAGACAAAAGCCUCAUAAACUGACCAUUUGUCCUUUGGACACAAUAGCCUGCCCAGCCCCUCUGCUCCUCCUCUCCAAUUAUGUGUGAUUAGUCUCAGUGUGUUGUGUCAAGAAGGGGGAGUGUGCUGAGUGCUUAUUAUCUGUUUAGGUACAAGAAGAGCACAUUUAGAUUCUGACUAUGAAUGGAAAGUGAGCCUUUAUCAGGACUAAAAUCUAAAUGCUACUAUCCUAGAAAUCGGUUUUAAAGAAACACAUCCUUUUCUGGUAAAUUCCAAGAAACACUAUAAAAACUAAAGCAUUUUGUAGUGUAUUCAAACUGUCUGCCUUGAAUUAGUGUAUAUUUUGAUAUUUGUGGCCCAAGUGCUUGAUAAACGUUUAAUAUGACUUUUCUUGUACCGUGAAGGACAAAAAUCCUACAAGGAAAGAGGAGCAAUUUCUUAUUUUCUUAACAGUUUAGUAGACCAUUUUAAUGUCUUCUCAGAAAACCAGGCUGGAUUGUUAAAGAAUCCUGUACAGUCCCUUACACCAUAACACUUUUUAAAUGAUGAGAAAAGAGAGAGAGACUAAGACUGGAAGAGGGAGGUACUAGAUGCAAGGUAGCAUAGAGGAUCAU
Dryobates pubescens (Downy woodpecker) is the source of this 2290-nucleotide messenger RNA. It is a transcript of the gene CAMKMT, whose product is annotated as calmodulin-lysine N-methyltransferase. The transcript has 11 exons. Gene Ontology annotation, molecular function: calmodulin-lysine N-methyltransferase activity. The coding region runs from base 100 to 1026 and encodes 308 amino acids. The record is from RefSeq and is a predicted model, not a curated record. Gene Ontology annotation, cellular component: cytoplasm. Lineage: Eukaryota; Metazoa; Chordata; Aves; Piciformes; Picidae.